UCCUGUUAACCGAGAUAUAAAACAAGUCUCGAUUACUUAGGGGCAGAUGAGAUGUUUGUAAACAGGAUCUUAUCAUCAAGUGUUUUUAGACCAGUAAUAGGUCUAUGUUAUAUAAAUGUUAUAAAACGGAAUUCGACACCCUUCUGUAAUAAAGGUGCUGCGUUUGCAACAAAUUUGAGUCUCUACAAGAACGUGGAAAUGUCGGAUGCUGAGUGGGCCAAGAAAUUAACAGAUGAACAGUAUCAUGUUGCUAGAGAAAAGGGGACAGAAGCGCCAUUUACAGGAAAAUAUUAUGAUCAUUCAGAAAAAGGAAACUAUACAUGUGUUUGUUGUGGUGCAAAUCUCUUUAGUUCCACAACUAAAUAUAAUUCUGGGUCAGGUUGGCCAUCAUUUUAUGAUACAUUGAAGAAUGGUGAUAAUAAGUCUCAUGUAGCAGAACACAGUGAUAAAAGUCAUGGUAUGGUUCGUACAGAAGUUACAUGCACACAGUGUAAUGCUCAUCUUGGUCAUGUAUUCAACGAUGGUCCAAAACCAACUGGUCUCAGAUAUUGUAUAAACAGUGCUUCUUUAGGUUUUAAACCUAAAAUAUAGUAAUACCUAUGUAAAUGAACCGGACUUCAGUAGAUGUGAAAUUAUAGUAUAUUAUGCAAUAAAAUUGUUAAAUAUUUAUUCAGAUUUUCUCAUAGCCAUAUGAUAUUAUUAAAAACUAUGAACUUGUUAAUUUUAAUGUAAUGCAUAUAUUUGUAUUUAAAAAUAUUUUUUAUUGUG
Molecule: messenger RNA, 768 nt
Organism: Patella vulgata (common limpet)
Lineage: Eukaryota; Metazoa; Mollusca; Gastropoda; Patellidae
Product: peptide methionine sulfoxide reductase MsrB
Exons: 5
Coding region: 52-591 (179 amino acids)
Biological process (GO): protein repair; response to oxidative stress
Cellular component (GO): cytoplasm
Molecular function (GO): peptide-methionine (R)-S-oxide reductase activity
Source: RefSeq, a predicted model, not a curated record